Molecule: messenger RNA, 2556 nt
Organism: Tupaia belangeri chinensis (Chinese tree shrew)
Lineage: Eukaryota; Metazoa; Chordata; Mammalia; Scandentia; Tupaiidae
Gene: GRK7
Product: G protein-coupled receptor kinase 7
Exons: 4
Coding region: 1-1662 (553 amino acids)
Biological process (GO): signal transduction; regulation of signal transduction; protein phosphorylation
Cellular component (GO): cytoplasm
Molecular function (GO): ATP binding; rhodopsin kinase activity
Source: RefSeq, a predicted model, not a curated record
AUGGUCGACAUGGGGGGCCUGGACAACCUGAUCGCCAACACAGCCUACCUGCAGGCCAGGAAGACGUCAGAGAGUGACGCCAAGGAGCUGCAGCGGCGGCGCCGGAGCCUGGUGCUGCCCGGGCCGCAGAGCUGCGCCGAGCUACGCCGGGAGCUGUCCCCGCAGUUCCACAACCUGUGUGAGCAGCAGCCCAUCGGCCGCCGGCUCUUCCGUGACUUCCUAGCCACGGUGCCCACGUAUGGCGAGGCCGGGGCCUUCCUCGAGGACGUGCAGAACUGGGAACUGGCCGAGGAUGGCCCCACCAAGAGCAGCACGCUGCAGGAGCUGGUGGCCACCUGCACGCGAGUCCCUGAACCCGGAAAACCACACCCCUUCCUCAGCCCGGCUCUGACCACCAAGUGCCAAGAAGCCACCACCGAGGAAGAGCGAGCGGCCGCGGUGGCACUGGCCAAGCAGGAGACGGUGGCCUUCCUCCAGGAGAAGCCCUUCCAGGACUUCCUGGCCAGCCCCUUCUACGACAAGUUCCUGCAGUGGAAAGCCUUCGAGAUGCAACCCGUGUCCGAAAAGUACUUCAACGAGUUCCGAGUGCUGGGGAAGGGCGGUUUUGGGGAGGUGUGUGCAGUGCAGGUGAGAAACACAGGGAAGAUGUAUGCCUGUAAGAAACUGGACAAGAAGCGGCUGAAGAAGAAGAACGGCGAGAAGAUGGCUCUCUUAGAGAAGGAGAUCUUGGAGAGGGUGAACUGCCCUUUCAUCGUCUCUCUGGCCUACGCCUUCGAAAGCAAGACCCACCUCUGCCUGGUCAUGAGCCUGAUGAACGGGGGAGACCUCAAGUACCACAUCUACAACGUGGGCACGCGGGGCCUGGACAUGAGCCGCGUGAUCUUCUACUCGGCCCAGAUCACCUGUGGGAUGCUGCACCUCCACUCCCUGGGGAUCGUCUACCGGGACAUGAAGCCUGAGAACGUGCUUCUGGAUGACCUCGGCAACUGCAGGCUCUCCGACCUAGGCCUGGCCGUGCAGGUGCAGGACGACAAGCCCAUCAGCCAGAGGGCUGGGACCAAUGGUUACAUGGCUCCCGAGAUCCUAAUGGAGAAGGUGAGUUAUUCCUAUCCUGUGGACUGGUUUGCGAUGGGAUGCAGUAUUUACGAAAUGGUUGCUGGACGGACACCAUUCAAAGAAUACAAGGAGAAGGUCAGUAAAGAGGACCUAAAGCAGAGAACCCUGAAAGACGAGGUCCAGUUCCAACAUGAGAACUUCACAGAGGACGCCAAGGACAUUUGCAGACUCUUCUUGGCUAAGAAACCAGAGGAACGCUUAGGAAGCAGAGAAAAUGCCGACGAUCCCAGGAAACCCUCUUUCUUUAAGACCAUCAAUUUUCCUCGCCUGGAAGCCGGCCUCGUUGAUCCUCCAUUUGUGCCAGACCCAUCCGUGGUUUAUGCCAAAGACAUCGAUGAAAUUGAUGAUUUCUCCGAGGUUCGAGGGGUGGAAUUCGAUGACAAAGAUAAGAAGUUCUUCCAAAAAUUCGCAACAGGUGCCGUCCCAGUAGCAUGGCAGGAAGAAAUUAUAGAAACGGGACUGUUUGAAGAACUGAACGACCCCAACAGGAUCGUAGAGUCUGGGGAGGGGAAUUCAUCCAAGUCCGGUGUGUGUUUGUUGCUGUGAGUUGUUCUCCCUGCCAGACGGGCAGCGGGAGUCUCAGCUGACACAAUCCACGCAUGUUGUCACACACAGACAUCCCCUGAAUGAGGGCUGGCCAGUUAGGAGGGGCGUUUCAGCCACAGGGCGGUUCAAAGGGCAGGCACGCUCACUCCGUGACGCGUCUGCUUUCUCUCCUUUCUUCCUCUUCCAUAAAGAUGAGUACAAUCUCAGUUUUCGCCGAGGGGUGGGAAAAGGAACGCUGCAGUUUAUUUGGAUAAACUUGAAAAGCCUGAGCCUCUGCCAUCACGGCCUGUGAAUGACGCAAAGUCCUGGGAGCAGAGAAUGGAACGUUGUGGUGUACCCAGCAAAUGAGCAUUUGCAAUUCUCAGUAAAUAAUCAUUUUAGUGUUUCUUUGUUUAUAUCCUGUCUUCCUUUCAUCUGUCAGGAUUUCUUCUGUUUCUGUACUUAUCAAAAAGGAUUCUGAGGCUGGAAAUAAAUGUUCCUCAUGUUCUUCCCCCCUGCAAAGGAGUGGACUGCAAUGUUUUGACCGUAUUUCAGAUUACAGAAUAAUCUUCAAUUUCGCAGUCUCUUUUUCAUUUUUCUUUUUUGUAAAUAAUUUAUUAUCAGAAUGUGGAAGACUUUCAAAUGUAAAUAUCCGUGAGUUCUGUGAAUUAAAGUAUUCUGAAAAUUUAGCUGAGUCCUUUAAGUAAUAAGCUACAAGUUGCUUACAUGUGCAAUUCCAUACGCCAUGGUUUCCAAAUUUGAAAUCACUUAGGGGUCUCUUUAAAAUACUAAUGUUGGGCCAGCCGGUAACACAGUGGUGAAGGCAGCUGGAUCCCACGUGACUGGUUGUAUGGUUUGAUGCUUAGACCUGGCCCCUUGAGAAACACACUGGGCACAUGUGCACGUGUGCCCAAA